Messenger RNA from Pyricularia grisea, 7097 nucleotides. RefSeq lists its product as uncharacterized. Gene Ontology annotation, biological process: 'de novo' pyrimidine nucleobase biosynthetic process; L-citrulline biosynthetic process; L-glutamine metabolic process. Bases 1 to 6726 code for a protein of 2241 amino acids. Gene Ontology annotation, cellular component: cytosol; cytoplasm. Lineage: Eukaryota; Fungi; Ascomycota; Sordariomycetes; Magnaporthales; Pyriculariaceae. Gene Ontology annotation, molecular function: amino acid binding; carbamoyl-phosphate synthase (glutamine-hydrolyzing) activity; ATP binding. The transcript has 3 exons. The record is from RefSeq and is a predicted model, not a curated record.
AUGGCUGCCCGCGUGUUCCCUCCGGCUUCGGCCCGCAUCGUCGACUCAGCCAGCGACAGCAAGCUCAUCUGCCUCGAGCUUGAAGAUGGCUCUGCUUACCAGGGCUACAGCUUCGGCGCCCCCAAGAGCAUCGCCGGCGAGCUCGUUUUCCAGACUGGAAUGGUGGGCUACCCAGAGUCGGUUACCGACCCCUCCUACCGAGGCCAGAUCCUUGUGAUCACUUUCCCUCUGGUAGGAAACUACGGAGUUCCAUCUCGUGAGACCAUGGAUGAGCUCCUGGGAGACCUUCCUGCCCACUUUGAGUCCUCACAGAUCCACAUUGCCGGUCUCGUGGCCGCCUCAUACUCAGGCGAGGACUACUCUCACCACUUGGCCACCUCCUCUUUGGGAACAUGGCUCAAGGAGCAGGGAAUCCCGGCAAUGUAUGGUGUCGACACACGAGGUCUCACCAAGCACAUCAGGAACCACGGAAGUAUGUUGGGUCGCAUGCUACUCCAACGCUCCUCGGCUACUGAGAGUGGCAAGGAGCUCUCUAUAACGAAACUUGCAGCCCCAGACUGGUCUCAAUAUUUCGAGACUGUUGACUGGGUGAACCCCAACAAGAAGAAUCUUGUUGCUGAGGUCUCCAUCAAGGCACCAAAGCUCUACAAGCCACCGCAAAAUGUUGCUCUGAAGCAUCCCUCCGGCCGACCGAUUCGCAUCCUCUGUCUCGAUGUUGGUAUGAAAUACAACCAGCUCCGUUGCUUCCUCAAGCGCGGCGUCGAGGUUCUAGUAUGCCCUUGGGACUAUGAUGUGUCCAAGGGAGCUGGCACCGAGUACGAUGGUCUCUUCAUCUCCAACGGCCCUGGUGACCCGUCUGUGGUCCAGGACGCCGUCAAGCGUAUCUCUGCGGCAGUAUCUGCAAACAAGACUCCCAUCUUCGGUAUUUGCUUGGGCCACCAGCUGCUGGCGAGGGCUUCCGGCGCCACAACAAUAAAGAUGAAGUUCGGAAACCGCGGUCACAACAUCCCUUGCACGAGCAUGGUGACCGGCAAAUGCCAUAUCACAUCGCAAAACCACGGUUUCGCUGUGGACGCAGCCACCCUCCCUACCGGCUGGAAGGAGCUUUUCGUGAAUGCCAACGACGGCAGCAACGAGGGUAUUAUGCACGUCGACCAGCCCCACUUCAGUGUGCAAUUCCAUCCCGAAAGCACACCGGGUCCCCGUGAUACCGAGUUCCUCUUCGACGUUUUCAUCAACACUGUGGUCAAGUGCGCCGCCGACAGCAGUCUUCUGCAGAAGCCUGUCAGCUUCCCCGGCGGCACUAUUGAAGAGAACGAAAGACUUCACCCCCGCGUGCACGUCAAGAAGGUCCUCGUUCUUGGAAGUGGUGGCCUGAGUAUCGGACAGGCUGGAGAGUUUGACUACUCUGGAAGUCAGGCAAUCAAGGCUCUGAAGGAGGAGGGUAUCUAUACUGUGCUCAUCAACCCCAAUAUUGCCACCAUUCAGACCUCCAAGGGUCUCGCAGACAAGGUCUACUUCCUCCCAGUCAACGCCGAUUUCGUACGCAAAGUCAUCAAAUACGAGCGUCCCGACGCCAUCUACGUCACAUUCGGUGGCCAGACCGCUCUCUCAGUGGGUAUCCAGCUCAAGGACGAGUUUGAGGAGCUCGGCGUCAAGGUUCUCGGAACCCCUAUCGAGACCAUCAUCACUACCGAGGACCGUGAGCUCUUCGCUCGUAGCAUGGAGUCCAUUGGAGAGAAGUGUGCCAAGUCCGCGUCGGCAAGCAGCGUGGACGAGUGCAUGAGGGUCGUGAAGGACAUUGGUUUCCCCGUCAUUGUAAGAGCAGCAUAUGCUCUUGGUGGGCUCGGAAGUGGCUUUGCCAACAACGAGGCUGAGCUUCUUGAUCUUUGCAACAAGGCCUUGGCGGCCAGUCCCCAGGUCCUUAUUGAGAGGAGUAUGAAGGGCUGGAAGGAGAUCGAGUACGAGGUGGUGCGCGACGCUCAGGACAACUGCAUCACCGUCUGCAACAUGGAGAACUUCGAUCCCCUUGGUAUCCAUACCGGCGACUCCAUUGUCGUGGCUCCCUCGCAAACACUUUCGGAUGAGGACUACAACAUGCUGAGGACUACCGCAGUCAAUGUCAUUCGUCACCUGGGUGUCGUGGGUGAAUGCAACAUCCAGUACGCGCUCAAUCCUUUCUCCAAGGAGUAUUGCAUUAUCGAAGUCAACGCCCGUCUUUCGAGAUCCUCUGCCCUUGCGUCCAAGGCAACUGGCUACCCGCUUGCCUUCAUCGCAGCCAAGCUUGGCCUUGGUAUCCCCCUGAAGGAGAUCAAGAACUCGGUUACCAAGGUGACAUGUGCUUGCUUCGAGCCAUCUUUGGAUUACGUCGUGGUCAAGAUGCCCCGCUGGGAUCUUAAGAAGUUCACCCGAGUGUCAACCUUGCUCGGCUCUUCAAUGAAGAGUAUUGGUGAGGUUAUGAGCAUCGGUCGGUCCUUUGAGGAGGCCAUCCAAAAGGCAAUCCGUGCCAUUGAUUUCCACAACCUCGGCUUCAACGAGACCAAGGCUCUCAUGUCGAUCGAUGACGAGCUGCAAACGCCGUCAGACCAGCGUCUCUUUGCCAUUGCAAAUGCGAUGGCAAGCGGCUACACUGUUGACAAGAUCUGGGAAAUGACCAAGAUUGACAAAUGGUUCCUCAACAAACUCAAGGGCCUGAGUGAUUUUGCCAAAACCAUGUCUGGCUUUUCCAAAGACGACAUCAGUGGACGCCCUGACUUGUUGCUGGAAGCUAAGCGUCUCGGCUUCAGCGAUAGGCAGUUGGCCAAAUUCUGGAGCUCCAACGAGCUGGCUGUUCGCUCCCUCAGGCUUGAAGCAGGCAUUACACCUUUCGUCAAGCAAAUUGAUACCGUUGCAGCUGAGUUCCCGGCAUUUACCAACUAUCUCUAUCUCACUUACAACGCAACCGAGCACGACAUUGUGCUUGACGACCACGGCGUUAUGGUACUCGGCUCCGGUGUCUACCGUAUUGGUUCCUCGGUCGAGUUCGAUUGGUGUUCGGUCCGCGCGAUCAGGACUUUGCGUCAACAGGGCUACAAGACCAUUAUGGUCAAUUACAACCCCGAGACUGUCAGCACGGAUUACGACGAGGCGGACAAGCUCUACUUCGAGAAUAUCAACCUGGAGACUGUGCUCGAUAUCUACGAGAUGGAGUCUGCUAACGGUAUCCUCGGCGCCAUGGGUGGCCAGACACCCAAUAACAUCGCACUGCCUCUGCACCGCUACGGAGCAAAGAUCCUGGGAACCUCGCCAGAGAUGAUCGACACGGCCGAGAAUCGCUUCAAGUUCUCUCGUAUGCUUGACAGGAUUGGUGUGGACCAGCCCACCUGGAAAGAGUUGACAAGCUUUGAGGAGGCCAAGAAGUUCUGUCAAACAGUGUCAUACCCGGUUCUUGUCCGCCCAUCGUACGUUCUCUCGGGCGCGGCCAUGAACACUGUAUACUCAGAGGCCGACCUCGAGUCCUACCUGAAGCAGGCUGCCGAGGUUUCUCGCGAGCACCCAGUGGUCAUCACCAAGUACAUUGAGAACGCCAAAGAAAUCGAAAUGGACGCCGUUGCAAAGGACGGCAAGGUUGUUGGUCAUUUUAUCUCCGAGCAUGUUGAAAACGCUGGUGUUCACUCCGGAGACGCAACACUCAUCCUCCCGCCCCAAGAUCUUGAGAAGACGACGAUUGAAAGGAUUGAAGAGGCAACUCGCAAGAUUGCGGGUGCCCUCAACGUCACUGGACCUUUCAACAUUCAAUUUAUCGCCAAGGAUAACGACAUCAAAGUCAUCGAAUGUAACGUCCGUGCCUCGAGGUCAUUCCCAUUCGUUUCCAAGGUCAUGGGCGUGGACCUCAUCGAGAUGGCGACCAAGGCCAUUAUGAACGUGCCCUUUGAGGCGUAUCCGGAAGAAGAGAGAACAUCGAGCGCCGUCGCCUGCAAAGUUCCUCAGUUCAGUUUCUCUCGUCUUUCGGGUGCUGAUCCAGUUCUGGGUGUGGAGAUGGCCUCGACCGGAGAAGUCGCCUGUUUCGGAAGGGACAAGUACGAGGCGUAUCUCAAGGCCUUGCUCUCCACGGGCUUCAAGAUCCCUAGGAACAACAUCUUGCUGUCUAUCGGAUCUUAUAAGGACAAGAAGGAAAUGCUGCCGUCUGUUGCCAAUUUGCAAAGACUCGGUUACAAGCUCUUUGCGACGGCCGGUACAGCCGACUUCUUGCAGGAGCACGGCAUCCCGGUACAGUACUUGGAGGCUCUGGGCUCUGAGGACGACGGACAAAAGUCAGAGUUCUCGCUCACACAACACUUGUCCAACAACAUGAUAGACCUUUAUAUCAACCUCCCCUCGAGCAACAAGUACAGACGUCCCGCCAACUACAUGAGCAAGGGAUACCAGACCCGCAGAAUGGCUGUCGACUACCAGAUUCCCUUGGUUACCAAUGUCAAGAACGCUAAGAUCCUUGUCGAGGCUAUUGCCAGGCAUUUCGAGCUCGAGGUUGGCCUGCGAGACUACCAGACCAGUCAUCGUACCAUGAUUCUGCCUAGUCUUAUCAACAUUGCGGCUUUUGUUCCAGGUAUCGUGUCCCUUGGCUCCAAGGACUUGAGCACUGUUACCAAGGCAUCUGUGGCGGCCGGUUUCAGCAUGAUCAGGGUUAUGCCGGUAGGCGUAGACGGUGCCAUCACAGACGCAAGGUCUCUCAAGGUCGCACAGCAAAACGCCAAGUCGGGCACCUACUGCGACUUCAACUUGUCAGUCUCGGCAACCUCGAGCAACUCUGAUCAAAUCAGCCAGGUCAUGGCCGAGGUUGGGUCGCUUUUCAUUCCCUUCAACCACUCGUCGGAUAACAUCAGCAAGGUAGCUGCCGUGACGGCUCACUUCGACUCUUGGCCAGCCCACAAGCCCAUUAUCACGGACGCCAAGACCACAGACCUGGCUUCAGUUCUGCUGCUGGCAAGCCUUCACAACCGACGCAUUCACGUCACGUGUGUUACUAGCAAGGAUGACAUCAGACUCAUUGAGCUGAGCAAGCAGAAAGGUCUCAAGGUUACUUGUGAUGUGUCGGUCUACUGCCUUUACCUGUCUCAGAAGGACUUCCCCGAUUGCCAGCAGCUUCUCCCUACCUACGAGGAUCAGCAGGCUUUGUGGGAGCACAUGAGCACUAUCGACGUGUUCUCGAUCGGCAGCCUUCCCUAUCAGCUAGCCCACACUCUGUCGCAUGACACUGAUGCUUCUGUCGGUAUCGCUGAUGUCCUCCCACUCCUGCUCACAUCGGUCUCCGAGGGCAAGUUGACUAUGGAUGAUAUCAAGACUCGCCUGCAUGACAACCCGAUGGAGAUCUUUGAGCUUCACGAGCAGGUCGGUACUUCGGUUGAGGUGGAACUGAACCGAUCAUACACUCUUCCCAAGUCCGCCAACUGGUCCCCAUUCGCAGGCAGACAGGUUCAGGGUUCCGUGCAAAGGGUAACUUUCGAAGGCAAGGUGGUGUGCCUCGAUGGGCAGGCUCUCCAAGUCUCGCCUAUGGGCAAGGACAUGUCCACUCACAACGCUCUGCCUUCGCUCCCCAUGUCGCCGCCUCUCAAGCCGGCUCUGCAAAUCCCUGAGAGCCCUGUCGUUAGGCGCCAGUUUAUGCUGUCCUCAGGGCCUCGUCCUAUCCUGCGGCCGAGAUAUAUCGAUGCUGCCAUGUCAUCAUUAUCACCCACUGUCAACAAGUCUGCUGUGGACACCGAAAUCCUUUCCCAGGGCAUCCCGCCGACUGUGAGCACUUCAUCGCUGGGCGAACUGCUUUCCGCGCCGUCUCGCUUCAAGAACCAGCACGUGCUUUCGGUGCAUGACUACAAGCGCAGCGACCUGCAUCACCUCUUCACUGUUGCGCAAGAGAUGCGUCUUGGUGUGCAGAAGGAUGGUGUUCUGAACGUACUCCGGGGUCGUGUUCUCUGCACUCUCUUCUACGAGCCGUCUACGCGUACCUCGGCGUCGUUUGACGCUGCCAUGCAACGCCUUGGUGGCCGGACCAUCGCAAUUGCGACUUCGCACUCGUCAGUGCAGAAGGGGGAGACACUGCAAGAUACCCUGCGCACUGUUGGCCAGUAUGGUGACGCAGUGGUAUUGAGACACCCUCAGGAACAGAGUGUUGACAUUGCGCAGAAGUUUAGCCAAGUGCCAGUGAUCAAUGGAGGAAACGGAAGCAAAGAGCACCCCACUCAGGCGUUCCUGGACCUUUUCACUAUCCGUGAAGAGCUGGGUACUGUGCAGGGCCUGACCAUCACUUUCGUGGGUGAUCUGCUCUACGGACGGACAGUACACUCUUUGGCCAAGCUCUUGCGCCACUACGAGGUUCGCAUCCAGCUUGUUUCGCCCAAGAGUCUUUCUCUCCCGGCCUACGUCCGCAACGAGCUGGUAGAGCGCGGCCAGCUCUUGUGCGAGUCAGAGACUCUGACCCAGGAGAUAGUUGCGCGCAGCGACGUGCUUUACUGCACUCGUGUGCAGAAGGAGCGUUUCCCCAGUGAGGAGGCAUACGAAGCCGUGAAAGGGGCUUACCGCAUCGACAACGCCAUGUUACGCCAGGCCAAGGCUAACAUGAUUGUGAUGCACCCCCUCCCAAGGAACGAUGAGAUUGCGGAGGAGAUUGAUUUUGAUCAGCGGGCAGCCUAUUUCAGACAGAUGAGAUAUGGACUUUACUGCCGUAUGGCUCUGCUUGCUCUGGUGAUGUCCUGAGCGAGCAAGAAAGAUGUUUUCUUUGGCUCAAGGCCAACCGGUUGCUGGAUCCCCAAAUACGAAACGCAUUAGUUUUAGCUCUUUGGGUUCUUCUACAGGAUGCGGUUAGGCAUUUUAUCCUUGGGUUUCUCGCGUCGAGGUAAAUAGAGAUGUUCAUUUUUUUGGUUAUUGCUUUCUGGUUUUUUGGAUGGGAGGUUUUUUUUUCUGGAUUUCGUGGGCGAAUGAAUGCCUGGACUUUUAGUCAACCGAAGAGAGAGAGAAAAACAAAAUCUUAGGAGAGAGGCAUAUAGAGCGAUAAAUCACGCAAGUGACUUAAAUGGAGGAGUCAAGGCGUCAAGGUCGUAGUCAUUUUGGAAUGAGCCCGCACGCCG